GGGAUCCUGUGACACAGUACCGGACAUCCGUGUUACAGCCUUAUCUUGGCCACCUCAAGGAUAAUCACCAAAUUCUGCCUAAAGGACUGAGAAACGGUGCCUGGAAAAGUGCACAAAGUAAAAAGAUUGGCAAGAUCCUGGUAACAUCCCCGAAGGCAAUCAGGGUAAGAAUAUCACAGCAUGGGCAUGAGUAGCUUGAAACUGCUGAAGUAUGUCCUGUUUUUCUUCAACUUGCUGUUUUGGAUCUGUGGCUGCUGCCUUUUGGGCUUUGGGAUCUACCUGCUGAUCCACAACAACUUCGGAGUGCUCUUCCAUAACCUCCCCUCCCUCACGCUGGGCAAUGUGUUCAUCAUCGUGGGCUCCAUUAUCAUGGUAGUUGCCUUCCUGGGCUGCAUGGGCUCUAUCAAGGAGAACAAGUGCCUGCUUAUGUCGUUCUUCAUCUUGCUGCUGAUUAUCCUCCUUGCUGAGGUGAUCUUGGCCAUCCUGCUCUUUGUAUAUGAACAGAAGCUGAAUGAGUAUGUGGCUCAGGGUCUGACCGACAGCAUCGACCAUUACCACUUGGACAAUAGCACCAAGGCAGCGUGGGAUUCCAUCCAGUCAUUUCUGCAGUGUUGUGGUAUAAAUGGCACGCGUGAUUGGACCAGUGGCCCACCAGCAUCAUGCCCCUCAGAUCCAAAAGUGGAGGGUUGCUAUGCGAAAGCCAAACUGUGGUUUCACUCCAAUUUCCUGUAUAUCGGAAUCAUUACCAUCUGUGUAUGUGUGAUCGAGGUGUUGGGGAUGUCCUUUGCACUGACCCUGAACUGCCAGAUUGAUAAAACCAGCCAGAGCCUAGGGCUAUGAUCUGCAAUUUCCCUGUGUUGGAGAGACUUGUUUCAUCUCUGGAAAUGCAAAACCGUUUAUAGCAUGAAGCCCUAAAUGAUCUCCUGCUGGAUUGUCCUCCUCCCAUCUUGUCCCUUUUUAGGUCCCUGUCAAAAAAUCAGAGAAGAGGGCAUUGGCCAGGCACAUCCCAUCUCAGGCAGCAAAACAAUCUUUCACCCACUAAUGGCAGCAGCCAUGUCUGUCAACGUGGCGAGACUAGUAUCUGAGCAUUUUCUAGACAUGGGAGGCAAAGAGAAACUGGAAGGCCCAAGGUCAAAGGGUGAGCCCAGGACAUGAAUUUUUGCAUCUUCCCAUUGUCCAGUUAGUCUCCAGCCUCUAAAUCAUGCCCAGUCUUCUCCUCAAAGUCAAGGAAGAGACAAGUUGAAGAGAGCUCUGGGGCCAGGCUCACUGGAACACCAUUGUCAAAACUCUGUUUCUGUCUGACUGAGAGCUGUGGCUACAGGAAUUAUCUUGCCCUUUCUCCAAAGGGCAAGAUCUCAUUUCAAUUUCUUUAACAGAGUGCCUUAUUGAUGUUUUCUAAGUCUUUCCAGAAAAAACAAACAAACAAACAAACAAAAAAAAAAACAACAAAAAAAAAACUAUCCAGUGAUUUAUAUCCUGACUUCAACCAGUCACUUAGCUGAUAAUCACAGUAAGAAGACUUCUGGUAUUAUCUCUCUAUCAGAUAAGAUUUUGUUAAUGUACUAUUUUACUUUUCAAUAAAUAAAACAGCUUAUUAUCUCAAUCA
This is a messenger RNA of Sapajus apella (tufted capuchin), 1606 nucleotides long. RefSeq names its product CD53 molecule (gene CD53). The coding region runs from base 181 to 840 and encodes 219 amino acids. Gene Ontology annotation, cellular component: membrane. The record is from RefSeq and is a predicted model, not a curated record. The transcript is spliced from 10 exons. Lineage: Eukaryota; Metazoa; Chordata; Mammalia; Primates; Cebidae.